Molecule: messenger RNA, 5554 nt
Organism: Phyllopteryx taeniolatus (common seadragon)
Lineage: Eukaryota; Metazoa; Chordata; Actinopteri; Syngnathiformes; Syngnathidae
Exons: 2
Coding region: 721-3654 (977 amino acids)
Source: RefSeq, a predicted model, not a curated record
AAACGCUGUAAUUGGACGCUUUGCGUGAAAGAGGGCCCAUACAGGUACACGAUCCCGAUGUGCUCAUCUUUUUUUUCUCGUCAAAGGGGCGGUAAAAACGGGAUCAUCGUCCACCAGCAUGAGCCGCCUAAAAAACGGAACAUCCUUCACAAACCUAAUGAUUUAAGCUUUGCCUGGGUUAAAUCCCAAACAUAUCGCACGGUAGAGCAUCAAUUUAUACAUGGACCCAGGGGUUUUCGUCUUCCACGAAAUUCGGCGUCAUUUAAUACCUCCUACUAGUUGAUUUAUUGUGUGUAUUUGUCGCAUUUUCUCAGCAGCUUCCAAUACACAUGCGCAGAAAAAAUAAAUAAAUCAUAAUAUAAAAUGAUCCACAAGGCGUCGCCAUUGCUCCAGGUAGAGCAAUGUUGCUCUGGAACUGUAAGAACAAAAUGUCACCAUGGAGGUCUAGCCAGUAACCCUGGAACUCGUCACGAUGACGUCAUCACAAAGCUUAUUAGCCAUAUGACUGUGAUGUAGAGCCAUAUCCCCCUUUUCUGGCCGUCAUCAUGGGUAAACAUGACUGUGGGCUAGAGUCAUUUUGCUGUGGCAAUACCAACCUCACAAAUCAUCGUAGUGAUACGACUAUGUACAAGAGCGACAACUGCCGGGAUCUCGACCAAAGAUUCGAUUAAGUGGGGACAAUAAGCUGGUCAGCGGCAAUGUGCCACUGAACCAAGCCAAAUGGAAAGGAAAAUGGAUCCCACAGAGGACACUUACUCCCUAAAGCAAAACGUGCAACUCCUACAGUAUCAGACGGAGAAGUUCAGACAGUUGUGGACGAAGGGGAGUGAGUGUUUCGAAGAGCUCAAGCAUUACUACGUCCAGCUCAAUGAGGAGUGGCAAACCCAGUGGCUGAACCGGGAGGACAGCAUAGCAUCCUACGUGAGACACCUGGAGUUGGACUACAUCAAAUUGUUAGAGGAAUACGCCAAACUGUACAACACACGGGAGGCCAAUGAGAGGAUUUUACUGAAAACCAACGCUGACUUACACAAGUGUAAUGUAGAGCUUAAGCAAUACCACAUGCAACUCAAUGAAGUGUGGCAAACCCGCUGGAUUAAACGGGAGAAAAGCGUAGCCUCCCAAGUGAGCUAUCUGGAGGCAGAUAAUAGAAUACUGGUGAUGGAAAAAGCAGAGGUGUCCCACCGGAUGAAGGCCAACGAGAAAAUGUUCUUGAAAACCAAGGCCGAACUGUACAAAACUAGCUUAGAGCUGGAGAAAUUAAAAGCUUCCAAAGACUCUCUGUCACUGGAAAUGUCUGAAAAGGAGGUGAACUGGAGAGGAGAGAAAGACAAACUGCUCAAAGAACGACAGGAAUUUCUAGAAAACGUCAAGCAAUUUGAGCACUUGAUCCUGCGUGUGGAGAUUGCUGUCAGAACAAUGGAGGAAUGGACAAAGCUGAAAAAGGGGGACAAAAGAGCAGACAAUGAGGACCAAGACUGUAUCAUGCAGCAGGAGGAAGUAAGGGAAGGAGGCGAUGACAAGCGAGAAGAGACAGACAACAGCAAUAGCGCGGCCAGUUAUGAAGGGGACAAGCAAGAGGUCAAUGAGGAGGACGUAGAGGAGAAAGAGGAAGGGUACAGGGCGGUAACCAUGGCCAUGGACGGAGUGGAACAGAGUGGUGAGGAGGAAGAAGUGAGUGGCAUGGACGAAGAGAGUAACGAGGAUGAUGAGAGUGACGAGGAAGAAGAGAGCGACGAGGAAGCGAAGGGUUAUGAGGAGGAAGAGAAUGAGGGAGAGCAGGAGUGCGAAGGCGAUGAUGGAGAGUGGGAAGACUGUGACGACGACGAGUGGGAAGACUGUGAUGAUGAGGAAGAGGAGUACCAGGAGGAGGAAGAGGAGGAACAAGAGGAGGAGGGCGAAGAUGGUGACCAGGAGGAAGGGGACGAGGGUGACCAAGAAGAAGAUGGGGGAGAAGAGGAUGACCAAGAGGAUGGGGAAGAGGACAAGGCAGAGGAAGGGGAAGAUGGUGACCAAGAAGAAGAAGACAAGGUUGACCAAGAAAAUGGAGAACAGGAAGAGGAUGACUCAGAGGGGAAAGUGGAAAAUACUGACCAAGAACAAAGGCAAGCAAAAGACAAUGUUGACAAACCAGGUGGAGAGGAUCCCAAAGAGGAGGGUGGGGAAGAGAGUGCCAAGGAGGAGGUGAAAGAAAAUUAUAGCCAGGGUGAGGAGUGUAACAAGGAGGGUGAAGAUGGUGCCAAGGUGGAAGAAGAGCAAGAUGGGAAAGAGUGUGACAAGACGGAGGAAGGGCCGAGUGAAGAGAGUCCAAAGGAAGAUGGGAAAGAGAGUGACACUCAGGAGGAGGGAGAGGAUGAGAUAGAAGAAGGGGAGAAAGAGGAAGAAAAUGAGCCAGGGGAGGGAAGUGUCACUGAGGAAAAUGAGAGUGGGGAAGAUGGGAAAGAGAGUGAGGAGGGUGAGAAAGAGAGUGCAAAGGAAGAGGGGGAGAGUGUCACCGGGGAGACAACAGAGGGGGAGGAUGAGCUCGUGAAGGCAGAUGGGGGGAGUGUCACCGAGAUGAAAGAGGGUGACGAGAAUACAGACGGGGGGAGUGUCACCGAGAUGAAAGAGGGUGACGAGAAUACAGACGGGGAGGAGAGUGUCACAAGAGAUGCCAAAGAGAUGGGCGAGGAAGAGAGUGUCGAGGUAAACGAGGAGGCUGCCACAGAGGGGAAAGAGAGUGAUGCGAUGCAGGGACGGGAGGAAGAGAGUGUUCCUAGUGAUGCCAAAGAGGGUGAGGAAGGUGACAAAGAGAGUGCGAAGGAAGCGGAGGGAGAGAGUGUAGGAGAGCAUGAAAAGGCGGAGGACGGCAGUCCCAAGGAGGAAGAGGGGAGGGACAGUGCCAAAGAUGAGGAGAGCGAGAGUGCUGUUGAGGAAGAAGAGAGUGUUCAAGUGGAAGAGAGUGACCAAAAGGACGAGACAAAGGAAGAGCGCGCUCAAGAAGAUGGCGAAAGUGUCAUUGAGGGGGAAGAUGACAUGGCGAAAGAAGGGGACGUGAGUGUCCAAAGGGAGGAGUCGGAGGAACAGAUUGCCAAAGAAGAUGGGAGUCAGAGUGUCAUUGAGGGGAAACAGACCGACAAGAUGGAGGAGAGUGACAAAAAGGAAGAGGCGAAGGAAGAAAGUGCCAAGACGGAAGCGGGUCUUGAUAGCGAGGGCAAAGGGGGCGACACAACGGAGGAAAGGGAGACAGAGAGUGCCAAAGGAGUCGAGGAACAGAGUGUUACUGAGACCUUAAAGAGUGAUACAUUGGAGGAAGUCGAGCAGGGCAAUUCAAUGAUGGAGGAGGCGAGAGACGGUUCAAAGGAAGAGAGAAGUGAUAGCAGUGAGAAAAUGAGUGCCAAGGUGGAAGAGGACAGAAAGCAGGAAGAGGGAGUCGCAAAAGAGAUGGAGAAAGAGGGCGAGAGAAGAGAAAGCUACUUUGAAAGAAUGAUCAGCCGCCUCACCAAGAAAGACAAGGAGGAGAGGCGAGAGCGGGUGAGACAAGAGGAGGAGCGAAUAGAACAGGAGAAGAGAGAGCGGGGAAAGAGGGAAGAGGAGAAGAGGAGGAAAAAAGAAAGCAGGAAGGAAGAGGAGUCCAGGGAGAGGGAGGAGAGGAAAUCAAGGGAAAGCAAAUAGGAGAGGAAUGACAAGCAAAGGAGGUCGGGUAGCACAAAGUGGAAGAUAAGGAAGCGUGCUAAAGAAGGGGCAUCUCAGAGGACCACUAAGUGUUACUGUCAAUGCCCGCCAACAGAUAGAAAGAAUUUUUCUCAAAUUUACACCCCUUUGAGAUACAGACACUGCAGUCCCACGCCCAGAUUUCUCGCUCUGAAAGUUGGAGGCUUCUUUUGGUGAUCUGUAAUCACUUUCCAAUCUGCCUGGAGGAGAAAAAGAAAUCUAAUUUGACAAUGAGGUAAUGAACCCGUGAAGCCAUUAUCUUAGAUAAGCCAUUUCAAAGACCGGUUGAACACUGAUGGAAAUUCUAUUAAACAUAGCUGGCUGAUUUCUCUAUUUGGUGUGGUGGCAGAAGGAGCCCUUUCAACUAUUGGCAAUUUACUUUCAAGGUUCAAAGUUGCCAAUGAUCAUUAUUCCAAGGAGUGUCAAACCUUUGAGCAUUACCUAAUGGUAGAAAGGGAACAGUCCUAGACUUUUGGCUAAUAAAGCCUGAUGCACAGAAGAAUACCUCUUUCCAGAGUCUAUGUACUUGGUCCUCUGGGCAAUUGACUCAAAUUACAUAAUCCACCACAUUAACAGGGCCCCAAGAACCAGAUCUUGGUAUCCUCAUUACACUCAACCUCGUCUCCCAUCCAAUCAUUCUCAACUGCUUGUCAUGCUUACUACGCUUUCCUGGUUCCACUUGUACCUGUCUUAACAGAGGACAGUUUGUCACCAUCCAAAGCUCCAGAUUCACUCCACCUCCGGUCAAGCAAGGCGUACCACAAGGCUUUGUACUUGGACCCCUCUUCCUCACAAUCUACAAGAUACCACUUGGCUAGAUUAUCCGCCAACAUGGGCUAACUCUUCACUCGUAUACCGAGCUCUGUGUCCGCACAUCAAGUCCUUAAAACCUCAAAAAACACUUCCAGACCGCGCUCGUCACUCGCUGACUUCGUUGCAAAGACCUUGGAGAGGCUCAAGUAUUUCCAGACUUGUCACCCUGCUCAAAGCCCUGGCAGCACAUCACCACCAACCUCAUGCACCUUCACUGGUUCCUAAUGAAGUUCCUCAUAGUUUCCGCUCACCUCCCAUCAUAUCUAACAAACCUGCAUCCCAACGCCCUUGCAGUCAUCUGAUGCCCAACAGCCACCACCCAAAUCUGGAACUUCCUUCUGAAAACCAAAAUGCUGCUUUCCUUGACAUUGAAAUAUAAACUUGUUAGUCAACCAUCUGUUCACUGCAGCAUACAUGCAAUAUGAAGAAUACCAUUGGCAUCUACAACAUUUUUAACAACUCCUCAGACCCCAGGCAGUGCUGGAUAGUCUCGUGUCAUCUGUCAACCUAUGCACAAACUCAAUUCAGAGCCAAACAACAUCAGACAUUAUCAAACCUGGUUAGUGAGGUAGAAGAGGAUGUUCUUACCCACCCUGAAUUUGUUUAUUGUAGCUUCAGAUUCAAAUGCUAUCAACCUGUUUCUGCCCAUAACCAAACUGUCCAGUCUGGGGAUUCCCAACUACUGUAAUGGAACCCAUUAUGUAAGAACUAAAUCUCCUCAGAACGACUUGAAGCACAGGCACAUCAGCGAUCAGUGCUCAGCCCCCAUCCUCUACUCACUCUUCACCAAUGUCACGUUUGGUCUUAAAGUUCGCAAGAUGACACAACAUUGGUGCGUUAUAGACAAAAAAUGAGUUGAGAGGUGCAAAACCUUACUGUCGGUGUCAGGUUUCUGGGCGAUGAACACCCAGAAACCCUUGGAUUGUGACUCUGCUGUAGUGAGGAAGACUCUUCGUUGUGCUAUGCCAUCUCCAUUGAAACACCAUGUCCAAAUAUCCACGAAGACCCCGCCAACCCAAACAAGGGACUAUUCACACAUUGCCCUCAA